Molecule: messenger RNA, 3618 nt
Organism: Chara braunii
Lineage: Eukaryota; Viridiplantae; Streptophyta; Charophyceae; Charales; Characeae
Source: the annotation of a GenBank genome assembly
GAGAUCCUUUCAACAUAAGCAUAUUGCGAAAAAAGAAAUGGGAGGUACAAUCCACACAUUCAAUCAUUCAUCCAAAAGAAUAGAAAAAAAACAUGUGAAAACCACGAGAUCCACCCACAUAGGAAAAGACACAAAUGAUAGAUGUCACUAGUCAUGAAAUGCGAGAAAUUUAGUACACAAUACUAACAAUUUAGGAAAACCUUGUUCUAGAAAAUGGGGUCUGGACCCGGUUCACAGAACGUGCAGUUCCCACUUUGUAUUUUUCAGCUCUUUUCAUUCAUUAAGAAAAAAUUGAGUAGAAUAAGAGACCUCGGCAGCGAGACGACAACAGUACAGCAAGAGAGGCACGACCUGGCAGAUAUUCUACUCCAUACAAUGCGCGCCGUCAUUUGGAACAGCUCCAUGGGGGAGCUGCAUUCCCGGUCCACUCUGCAGCUGCAGCACGAUCUGAGCCACAACGUGAAGAUACUUGCAGCAGCUGUCAAGGUCGCGGACAACCAGUUGAAACAGCUGGAUGCACGCAUUGCUACCUUGGAGGCAAGGCCUCCCCAAGCAGCGCCAGGCUGCACGCCAGAUAUGACAGACACAACGAAGCAGCUCAAUGGGCGCAUCGAUCAUGUCGUCAAUCUCAUCAGCGACAUAGGUGUUUUCAAUGGGCCGGACACGAUCAGUAGCACUGUGGCCGCCAUCAAGACGGACAUCACCAAGCUGCAGACGAAACCGGACGCCACUACGAAGAACUACAAGAUGCCGCACUUCGACAUCAGCAAGUUUGACGACCACAACAAGACGGACGCUUUGGCAUGGUGGCAACGUUUCCUCACGGAAGCAUCAUGCCGCACUGUCCCGGACGACUAUCUGAUGAAGGCAUUAUACUUACAGCUGAUUGGAGGAGCGCAGGCAUGGAUGAACCAUCUGGCGGCUACCCACACAUGCACCAUCGCCGAACUUCACACGCACAUUACGUGGAAGGAUUUCGAGAAGCUGUGGUUCACCCGGUUCAUGGUCCGCAAUGUCGUGAAGGCGGCCAUGAACGAGGUGUACACCUGCUCUCAAGGAAGUAUGCCAACUCGAGACUGGACAACCAAGUGGCAGAAGAUAGUGACCACGCCAGGCUUCGAUUUGACUUUUCCUAAUCAACAAUCCGAGUUCUUCUCGCGAUCGUGCGCAGGAUUGCGGUCGGCACUCGGUAACGAGUACGACUAUACCUCGUUCYASGCUAUCCUGGAUCGCGCAAACCUGGUCAUCCAAACGGACGACAAGGCCGCUAACGAGAAACAAUCCCAGCCGCAUUAUGUGGCUAAGCAUGGCUAUCAACGUCCGACACAUAACAAUGCCAUGAUUUCGGAAGAAACAAACGAUCUCCACGCUGCAGCAGCAUCCUCGAGUGAUGGAGGAAGUGUAGCAGCGCUCCCGCUGAAGCGUCCCAAGAGGGUCCGGAAACCCAAGGCGACACAAGAGACGGCAUCGACGGGAACUGGGCAGCAGCCAUGGACGGCCUACAACAUCACCAAGGAACUGGUACCACCAUUAGACCAGCCAAGCCACGUGCAUUUAGCUAGCGUAUGCGCAGCCUGUCCACCGUCGACAAGCGAUCCGGUCAGUUCGCCACUGAUUUCCGAGGACUCGACGGCGUGGUCAAGACUUGAGGAGCUYGACCCGCUCACGAGAGAGGACUUCGCUUGGAUGCCUCUUCCCUCGACCGGAACCUUGCCAAGGCCGCAUUUCAACGCCUUGAUGGCAACUCUACGUUCCUAUUUGCACACUACAGUACCAGCAACGUUGACGGACGACGGAUUAGCGGUUGUCGAUCUCCGCUCCUAUCUUGCGAAGAUUGACCGCGAGUACGCCACCCAAAGGUACGCCGAAACCGACGUGCCUUUGCUCUAUAUCCGCAUUCAAAUCGGAAAGGCAACCUGUAGUGCCUUGAUUGAUUGCGGAGCGUCUCGCAACCUUAUGAGCCAAGCCUUUAUGGCCCGCGCAGGUCUUGGCCCCCGGGUUCGAAGGAAGACGCAACCUACGCAAGUUACACUCGCGGACGGCCGCACGCAAAAGUCAAUUGACCGAUGUGUCGACGGCGUUCCGGUAUACUUUGCGCCACUUGCGUGCGAGCAGGUGUCUUUUGACAUCCUCGACACCAAGUUCGACAUGAUUCUAGGCAUGUCUUGGUUGCGUAGUGCAGAUCAUCCGGUGAACUUCCAUGACCGAACCGUUCACAUCCGUGAUCUGAACGGAGUGUUAGUCCCCUGUACGGUCGUGACCCCUCACACUUCGAUUGCUUGUCACGUGGUUUCCGUUGCGAGAAUUCGCGACGCCAUAGCUCGGAAUGACGUCGAGGAGAUGGGCCUUGUAUUCUUGCAUGCUCUCCCCUCGUCGGACAGACCAGCCGCGUCACCGCCGGACCCACGCAUUUCUCACCUCUUGGACGAGUAUAGAGACGUCUUCGAGGCUCCCACCGGAAUGGUUCCGGAUCGGCCCAUACGUCACGGGAUCACUCUCGAGGCUGGCGCCGUCCCUCCGCGUGGAUGUAUCUACCGCAUGAGCGAAGAGGAACUCGAGGUGCUUCGCUCACAACUCGAUGACCUUCUCGACAAGGGCUGGAUUCGCCCUAGUUGCUCGCCAUACGGUGCCCCUGUUCUCUUCGUCCGGAAGAAGAACAAAGAUCUACGGCUAUGCAUCGAUUAUCGGAAACUUAACGCACAAACCGUAAAGAACGCCGACCCUCUCCCUCGGAUUGAUGAUCUUCUUGAGCGGUUAGGCGCCGCGACGUACUUCUCGAAGUUGGACUUGAAGUCAGGUUACCACCAGAUUGAAAUCCAGCCUCAAGACAGGUACAAGACCACGUUCAAGACACGGUACGGGCAUUUUGAGUGGGUUGUCAUGCCCUUUGGCCUCACCAAUGCCCCCGCAACUUUCCAAGUAGCGAUGACGAUUGAGUUUCGCGACUUGCUCGAUCGCAGCGUCCUCAUCUACCUUGAUGACAUCUUGGUUUACAGUAGGACAUUGGGCGAGCACAUCGUACACCUUCGCGUUGUUUUGGAUCGUUUGCGACUAGCCAAGUACAAAGCGAAUCUCGACAAGUGCGAAUUCGCUAGGCAAGAGCUUGAGUACUUGGGUCAUUUUGUCACACCGAAAGGCAUUCGUCCCUUAGCRGACAAGAUCCAAGCCAUCGUGGAUUGGCCGGAACCCCGUUGCACGACGGAUGUACGCUCUUUCAUGGGUUUGGYUGGAUAUUAUCAGCGAUUCGUCGAGUCAUACUCGAAAGUGGCCGCUCCUUUGUCGAGACUUCACUCCCCGAAGGUGCCCUUUGAGUUCGACGACGCAGCCCGUGGCGCGUUCACUACGUUGAAGGCAGCGAUGCAAGCCGCACCUGCCCUCCGUAUAUACGCUGUCUCUUAUACACAUCUAGAUGUGUAUAAGAGACAGGCGUUGACCAAGGCAUUGACCGGAGCUGCUGACCAAGAUUUUGACCAAGCUGGAGCUGGUGAUAUCUCGCUGAGCCCUUAGCCUAUCCCCUUACCCUGUGGAUGUGCACUCACCCUACAGUACUUGCUGAGUUUGAGUCUGUCUGUCUUUCCUUUCUGCAUUGAGUCUCUGCUGUCCUAGGUGUUAGGACUC